Thrips palmi is the source of this 3612-nucleotide messenger RNA. RefSeq names its product programmed cell death 6-interacting protein (gene ALiX). The coding region runs from base 125 to 2635 and encodes 836 amino acids. The record is from RefSeq and is a predicted model, not a curated record. Lineage: Eukaryota; Metazoa; Arthropoda; Insecta; Thysanoptera; Thripidae. The transcript is spliced from 14 exons. Gene Ontology annotation, biological process: mitotic cytokinesis. Gene Ontology annotation, cellular component: endosome. Gene Ontology annotation, molecular function: protein binding.
CUAAAGAACUGACAUCAACUGACACUUUGACUCAUGAACAAGAACAAGAACGCAAGAACGCAACGCAGAAACAACCGACAAGCAAAGCAACAGUGCAGUGUGUAGAGUUAAAUCCCUUUGUACGAUGGCGGAAUUUAUUUCGGUGCCACUAAAGAAGCCGACCGAUGUAGAUAUUAUCAAACCACUUAAAAACUUAAUAUCCGCUUCUUUUAGUACGGCAGACAAGCCGGAAGAUUAUGGUGAUGCGAUUUCAGAACUCAGUAAGAUUCGGAACAAUGCCGUCUGGAGGGUAUUCGAGAAGUACGAGAGCUCACUGGAGGUUAUUUACAUGUAUUAUGAUCAAUUGUGUGCCCUGGAGGCCAAAGUUCCUGCACAUGAAGUUCAAAUACCCUUCAAAUGGAAGGAUGCAUUUGAUAGAGGAACAUUUUUUGGUGGUAGAAUCAGCCUAACUGUGUCUUCCUUGAGCUACGAAAAAGUUUGUGUCCUUUUUAAUAUAGCUGCCUUGCAGAGUGCAGUUGCAGCGUCUCAAAGCUUAGUCAGCGACGAAGGACUGAAACUCGCUGCUAAACUAUUUCAGUUAUCUGCUGGAAUUUUUCACCAUCUCAAGGGAACUGUGAUGCUGGCAAUCCAGCAGGACCCAACCCCUGAUCUGAACCCAGAUACCUUGGCUGCUUUGAGUGCUAUAAUGCUUGCUCAAGCUCAAGAAAUGUUUGUCCAAAAAGCCAUUCAUGAUAACAUGAAGCCUGCUGUUAUUGCUAAGCUUUGUGCUCAAUGCGAAGAAUAUUAUUCUGAAGCCAUGAAAGCCAUGCAGAAGGAACAAUUAAAGCCUUUGUGGGAACGAGAAUGGAUUUCUCUGAUUGCUGGAAAACAAGCAUCUUUCCAUGGUUUGACUGAGUACUAUCAGGGAUUAGUAGCCCAUGAGAACAAAGCUAUUGGUGAAGAGAUCUCUCGCUUGGAGAAAGCUGUGGAGUUGUUAAAAGCUGGUCAGCAACGUUCGGGUCACCCUUCUCUCUUUGAGGAACUUACCAACAAGGCUACAAGGGCUCUAAACGAUGCCAAAAAAGAUAAUGACUUCAUUUACCAUGAGCGAAUUCCUGACUACAAAAAUUUGCCACCUGUUGCUAAAGCUGCUAUUGCGAAAGCCCUUCCUUUACCUGAGCGACUGAGUCAUAACUUCAAAGAUCUAUUUGAGAACCUUGUACCUGUCACUGUUCACCAAGCCAUGGCUGCAUAUGAUGUUCGUAAGUCAGAAAUAGUGAAUGGGGAAGUGUCCAAGUUGAGAGAUGCUACCAAUAUGUUAAACAGUAUUCUUGCAUCCUUAAACUUACCGGCAGCUCUUGAGGAAGAAUCGGGCGCAGCUGUUCCCCACUCCUUGGUUGAUAAAUCAAAUGCAGUGAUUGCCUUGGGUGGCGUGACUGCACUUCAAAAUCAAAUUACUGAUCUUCCUGAACUUUUGCAAAGAAAUAGGGACAUUCUUGUAGAGGCUGAAAGAUUGCUCAAUCAAGAACAAGAGCAAGACGAUCAGCUUCGUGAGCGGUUCAAGUCAUGGAACCGCACUCCAUCUGUUAAGCUGACGGAAACAUUCCGUGCCAACUUGGCUAAGUAUAGGGAGAUCAUAAACACUGCUGUUCAGUCAGACAAGGUUGUCCGUGAGAAAUUCGACACCCAUGUGAAAGCGAUGGAGUUACUGUCUGGAGGCGAAAGUGCGAUGAGCGAAGCUCUACCAAGUGGCAGUAGUGGUGGUGUUAGUUCAACUAGUGCUGCAUACCGCAGGCUCAAGGAACUCAUGGAAGAUGUGGAGGUUAUUAAGGCAGAGCGGGCUGCAAUUGAAUCAGAAUUGAAAUCAGCAACCAUCGAUAUGAAAUCAACAUUUUUGUCAGCUUUAGCUCAAGAUGGGGCUAUCAAUGAAGCCGCCAUAAGCAUGGAGAGUCUUGGCAGGGCUUUCAGUCCCUUGCAACAGCAAGUGAAAGAUUCAUUGCAACGUCAGGAAAGACUCGUUGCUGAGAUUCAGACCAAAAACAAUGAGUUUGUCCUUGAGAAGAACUCUGCAGGAGGAGCUUCUCAACACAGAGAGCAAAUGCUGAUGCAGUUAGCUGCUGCACAUGAUGCAUUUAUGGAACUUCAAAGCAAUUUGAAGGAAGGAAAUAAAUUUUACAAUGACCUCACCCAGCUCCUUGUGGUCUUCCAAAACAAGAUUUCUGAUUUCUGCUUUGCUCGUAAGACAGAAGUGAAUGAACUUGUAGAGAAUAUUGCAAAUGAGAAGCCAGGUGAAGGAAUUUCAGAUGCCAAGAAGGCUGCCCCACCACGUCCUCCCCCGCCAGCAUCUUCCCCCAGUUCUGCACCAGCUGCUCAGCCAGGACCUUCAUCUGCUGGGCCCCAACUUCCAUACCCAGCAUAUCCUGUCGGAAUGCCUGUCCCUUAUGGGGCUUCAAACAACAUGCCAUACCCCACGUAUGUGCCUCCACCCAUGCCCCAGAGCUACAACCCCUAUGCCACCAUGGGCAACGUGCCAUACCCCCAGCAAGGUGAGAACAGCCAAGUGCCUCCACUGCCAAGUGCCACUGACCUGGCCCAACCUUGUUCCAAACAUGGAGGGGAUAGAACUCCAGCUGCACCCGACUGCACUAUUUGCUGAAGAGUAGCUAGCUUUGACACUAUUUUUCUUCUUUUUUUUUCCUUACGCUUUCAUUGCACUUGCACUGAUUUAUGCUCUUGUGUAGUAUUGGACUUAUCGAUAAGCUUCCCAAUGUUAUCAUGUACAUAUAUCACGUAUAAGCGUUUUGUUUUAAUCUCAUGUUACAGUUGUGUUAUCUUUUAUAUUUUUUUCUUGGAUGUUGUUUGUGCUUGUCUCCUUGUUCUGUGAUUGAACCUUCUUUUUGUUUUGUUUUUGCCCUUUUGUGUAUGUACUUGAAGCUAUGUAUCUGUGUUUAGUAGCACUUGCUUUAGCUUUUUAUUUUUUAUGCGUGCUUUAGAGUUGGGCAAAGAUUAAGAAAAAUCAGAUUGAGGCAGUUCUUGCAUGGUCACUCUUGACUUGAUGCAGUUGACCUCUUCUAUUUUGUUUCAUGAAGAAAAUAUUUGUGACAAAGGAAUCUCAUGAAGUUAAUUUUUAGGUUUCCAUUUAAACUUGUUGAGAGUUUUGCCAUUUUUAUCAGGAAUAAUAAUUAUUGAAGCACACAUUACAUUGUAAAGAACAAAUUACAAUCUCAUUUGUGUACUGCCCAAGCUUCUGCUUACUACUUAGUUUAGCUACAUACUUGUUAUGUCGAAACUCUUCUCCUUAUUUUUUCUUCUGUUCUUUGUUUACAAUCUUAGAGAUGUUGCAUCACUUUACUUUUUUUUUGUUAGUUACUUUAAUCAUUCUCUCCAACUUUUGUGUGGUCAAAAGGAUAAUCAAUCUGAUUUGUGGCCAUUUUCCUCUCCCCGUGAUUGAUUCUAUAUAUAUUCUUUGCUAUCAAUAAAAAAAAAUCAACUACUUGAGCAUUGUGCUCUCACAUACAUGCUUCACCUUUUGAAAAUUUGACCAACCACCUUAUAGUUUAGAACGUAUUUUGUGAUUUAUUUCUUAAGUGUGUGAUUUAAUGUGAAUUAUCAUAAAAUUUUAAUUUAGAAGUA